AUCGUUAUGAAAAUAGUGCAUAUCGACUGCACCUGAUACCAGAACUCUCACAGUCACUCCCGAUCCGAACUCGGAAGGGCCAGUAGAAUCGGUCCCGCUCCGAGUCCUGCAGUUUCUGUCGUGGGCUCAGAGUAGCACAGCGUCAGACUCGUCGCGAAAGCACCUUUUGGUUGUUUCGCAGUCGUGUGAUCAUUCAAUUAUGGGUAGUGCUGAGAGAAUGCGGACGAAACGACGGUUCACCCUCGAGCAAUCUAUGCUCAUACUCGAAUAUUCAAUCGCUCCAAUAGCAUGUUGGCCACUGCCAGCGGGAGCUAGUGCCUGGGACGUCCGAUUGCGCAAUAUUUGGUGGUGGAUUGCAUUUAUUCAUUCAACUUUAUCUACCAGCGGUUGGAUCUGGCAUAUUUAUCUGAACUCGAACGACUUCGAUGUUGCCAUGAAAUCUGUUUCGGAAUUGUUCCCUAUGUCCGCUGUGUGCCUAAAAAUGAUAAUCUGCAGAAUAGAAGCAUCCCGAUUGCAGGAUUUGCUGGCCGAAAUGAAUUCCUUUCUGAGGAACGCAACGGCAGAAGAAUGGAAACUGCUCAUGCGAUACUACGACAGAUACUUCACAUCGCAUUCGAUUUUUUUUGCCAUAUCGAUCCUCAUAAUAUUGUUCUACAUAUUUGAACCAGCGGUGAUAUCAGACCAGCCCUUUCCGGGGACAGUUGCGUAUCCAUUUUCCGUGGAGCCCUUUUGGAUCUGGGCAAUUGUGUACCUUUCCCAAGUCUUUUUUUUCAUACAAGCUGGAAGUAUGUUGAUGAUAGACUUGAUGUAUGCCACUUUACUCUGGUACGCUAGUGCUAAAUUCGAAUUGUUAGCAAUCGAAUUUUUAAACGCAACCAACGAGGAUGAAUUCAGACGCUGCGUUAAGAAACAUCAAGAACUAAUGGAGUACUUCGUGAAAUUUAGGACCAGCAUGGCCAGAAUGGCCGUGGUAAUGAUCACCGUAGCCAUGUCUGCCGUUUCCACCGGAGGCUUCAUACUGAUUCGCAAUCACCUGUUGUUCGAAUUCGCGAAGUAUAUCGUCUUCGAAAUGAUUGCCGCAAUUCAGGUGUUGUUGUUUGCAUGGCCUUCAGACCAUAUAUUGGAAAUGGGUGAAAAAUUACGACAGUCGGUCUACAAUUGCGCAUGGGUAGGCAAAUCACCACGAAUGCUCAAAGACUUGAUCAUCGUUUUGCAAAGAUCGAAGAGUCCACCAGUCAUUGCUAUCGAAGGUUUUCUACCCGUCCUGUCACUCGAAUUUUUCGGAAAUUGCGUAGCGGCCAGCUUCUCAUACAUUGCAACGUUACGAGCUGUUGCUGGAGACUGAGGACUACGUAAUUCUGAUGAUUGCGAAAGAUAUAUCAUGGUGGCUUGCCCCACUUCUAGAUUGAAUAGCAGUUAUAGUGAAAUCACAUCACAUUAACAACGAAUGUAAAGUCUGUAAAACUUAUCAAUUCUUGCAAUCACUACCAUGUAUCUUUUUAGUAGUAAAGGUUACGAUUGUACUACA
Molecule: messenger RNA, 1528 nt
Organism: Athalia rosae (coleseed sawfly)
Lineage: Eukaryota; Metazoa; Arthropoda; Insecta; Hymenoptera; Athaliidae
Exons: 6
Coding region: 200-1345 (381 amino acids)
Biological process (GO): sensory perception of smell; detection of chemical stimulus involved in sensory perception of smell
Cellular component (GO): plasma membrane
Molecular function (GO): olfactory receptor activity; odorant binding
Source: RefSeq, a predicted model, not a curated record